AUGUUACGGAGCAAUGGGCCGGCCGGAGCCAAGAAGAACAGCAGGACAGAACACUCGGCGCUCGACGAGGCCAACGAACGUCAGAAGCUGGCCUCUUACUACGCCGAGUACACGCUCGACCUGCUCGAAUAUCCGACGGCCGGACGCCAGCGAGCCCUUCCUCUUGCCGGUCCUCGGCGAGCGCCUGGCGGCCAUGCUCGACCACAACAUCUGCAGUUGUGCCAGGCCCGAAGUGCUCGGAGUUGCGCGUGCGCGACGACGCAGCGCCGCUUCGACUGGAACCCGGAAAGAGCUGACCACGCACGUCGUCUCCGUCUACCUGAACCUGGCUACGGCGAGACGUUUGCUGACUACAUGGCUAGGGAUGAGCGCACCUACACCCCGGACAUGUUGAACGGCGUGCUGGACGAAGCUGCGGGACCGCAACAUCGUCUCGGCCCCCUACCUGAGCGGGCUUCACCAACCUGGCCUGCAAAUCGCCAUCAUAGAAAACGAAGCAGAACGAAUGACGAGGAGCUGACGGACGCGCCCGAGGAGACCCUUCUGAUGGACACGCUGAUGCACGACCCGGUGGCCCUGCCAUCCGGCCAAGUGAUGGACUGGAACGUCAUCAUGCGCCAUCUGCUCACUUUCGAAGACGAACCCCUUCACGAGGGGCCCGCUGGAGGAGAGCGAGCCUGUACCAGUGGUAUCGCCAAGUGCUUUUGGCGGCGCGUCGACCAGAUGCUCUCCAUCUUCAGCAAGGGGCUUAAGCCCAGCCAGGGCCCGGCACUCGCUGCCGUCGCCACCAACGUGACGUCAACCCGUUUCGCGUCGAGCGAG
This is a messenger RNA of Mesorhabditis spiculigera, 822 nucleotides long. The record is from the annotation of a GenBank genome assembly. Lineage: Eukaryota; Metazoa; Nematoda; Chromadorea; Rhabditida; Rhabditidae.